CCGCCGGCGAAUAUGGAUGGAAGUCGGGACAGUGGAUAGUGCCUGUUGCUCUUUCUGUCAUGUUGUACAGGCGCUAUCUUGGUUCUUUUCGAUAAAACUGACAUGCAAUUUAUAUACUUUCAAAGAUUAUAGUUCUACUUUCGGGGAAAAAGCAGUUGGGCGAUCUGGAUACGGGCAAGCAGUGUCUUGCGCAAUAGGGUCCCAUUUUGUGCGCGUUCUGAUCCGUAGCAAGCCAAAAACUUAGAGUUUCCAUUCUGAGGAAUUAUGAAAAAGAGAAGUGACAUGUUUAUCCGUUUGUUGUGAUGCAGACUAAACCGUAGUCUCAGAAAAGACCGCUGGUGCCCCAACGAAGAGAAUGCUGGUUUGAGUGUGAGCCAUUUGUGCUCAUGUCUUUUUGGAAUACUCUUUAUUUUUGGAAAAUACACAUUUUCGAUCUGUGAAGACUUUGGAUGUCGAAGCGAAUAAAGUAUGGCAAGCGAUCUAAAACCUCGGCUAUGUUGUAUGACAAAGGCGGAGAAUGGGUAUGGGUUUCAUUUGCAUGGAGAGAAAGGAAAGAGCGGACAAUAUAUUCGUAAAGUGGAACCCGGGUCGCCCGCUGAAGCUUCGGGGUUGCGCGCGGGAGACCGUGUGGUCGAGGUAAACGGUGAAAAUGUGGAAAGAGAGACCCACCAUCAAGUGGUGCAGAGGAUCAAGGCGGUGGAGGACGAGACCAGACUGCUGGUGGUGGAUCGCCAAACGGACGAGUGCCUGCGUAGCCUGCGUCUCACCUGCACAGAGGACAUGGCCACCAACGUCAGCCCCUCCCCUGCACCACCCCCUGGCAAGCGGGAGAAUGGCUCUGUGUCCAGCCCGCCGGCCGCCCUGACUGGUGAGGUGCCAAAGCCCAGGAGGAGGUCCCCAUCACACGCUGGAAAGAAGCAGGACGUGCAGGUCCCAGGGAAGUCCUCUUCAGCAGACUCGUCCCAUCUCGUGCCCAGGCUGUGCCACCUGGUGCGUGCCGACACCGGCUAUGGCUUCAACCUGCACAGUGAGAAGUCCAGACCAGGCCAGUACAUCCGCUCGCUGGACCCGGACUCUCCGGCCAACCGUGCCGGUCUGAGGCCACAGGACCGACUCAUUGAGGUGAAUGGGGUGAACAUUGAGUGCAUGCGUCAUGCUGAGGUGGUGGCCUUCAUCAAGCGCAGCGGGGACGAGACACAUCUGCUGGUGGUGGAUCCGGACACGGAUGAGCAUUUCAAAAGGCUGGGCAUCAUCCCUUCCAGCAACCAGGCCAAAGCAGAGAGAAGGCAUGUGCAGAAGUGUCCUGAAGCUUCCAGCACUAACAGCAGCAUGACUGGUUUCUCUCACACAGACUGCCAGGCUCAGUCUAUCACUAAUGGCACACAGAGUCCGCAUUUCAAUGGCCGUACCACGUCCCAGUCAACCCACUCAGACCACAGCAGCCAGGACACCAGCACCCAGAACUCGGAGGAUGGCAGCAACCGUUUGCUGGACCCCUUUGCUGAGAUCGGCCUGAAGCUGAGCCCCACAGCAGCAGAGGCCAAGGAGAAGGCGCAUGCCAAACGAGCCAGGAAGAGGGCCCCCCACAUGGACUGGAACAAGAAAUAUGAGCUUUUCAGCAAUUUCUGAGCACACCCACAUGCUUUUGUCCCCUGACCUCCACCCCUGUGUGCUACAUCCCAACUUGCCUGCACCCGAUUGCUUGAUGAAUAAGCUGUUAUUUUUGUACAAAUAACAAACCCUUUUUUUAAAAAGUGUUUUACAAAGCGUACCACUUCAGAGUAGGAGCAGUUAGAAGGCAAACAUUAGUACCCCUCACCAACAACCUCCCACCCCCCAAACUGGAAAAAGAACAGCUUUGUGUUUGUCUGACUCAGACCUGCCACUGACAAUCACCAACCCCAGAAGCACCGUGUGCGGGUUUCUCUAAAAGGAAGAGCUUGUGCUGAACCAUUCAGCUUGGAUUUUGUUUACCACUCCUUCUGAAACUACUUCAGACUGACCCAUUUUGCAGCGACACCCCCCCCGGCCAGUCUGUAAAAGGCACACUGCCACUGGCAGAUGCUGAUCAAAACACAGGCUGGGACAGCAAGGACCCAGAAGUAUUCACCCCUCCCUGAAAAAUCAGUGGGAAGAACCGAAACCAGUGUGAAACAGUGUGCUUGCAAGGUUUUAAAAAAUCCAGCCAUAUGGGAGGGACUUGAAUGGAUGGGGCCCAUUGAAAGUGCGCUGUGUUUUUUGUAAAGCAGUAUUACAUAGGAAGCAAUUAGGAGGAAUUUUAGCUGCCAUGAACUGGUAACCCAAAAUAAUCAGCCUCUUGGUAUGCACCAGGACACUCAAUUUUAAAAGGAUGUGCCACUAUUUCAGCAUAUUAAAGGGAAAUUACGUUAGUAUGCUAUGUACUGUGGAGAUGGGCAGUUGGAAGUAUAAACAAAUGUUUUGAUGAACCUUUAGAUGUAUCGAGUCAUUAACACUAGAGGGCACUGCUAAAGUACUUUUGAUUUCCACUUUGGCGGACGAGUGAGAAAAAAGCCAGACGUUGCACGUUUCAACCACUAGAGGGAAACAUUUAUGCAAGUCACUUAAUUGAGGCUGAUUUUAUCAUGAUGAAAGGAUGGAAUGUGCGUAUGAGCAAAGGCAAAAUUUCCAUGUCUGUUACAGAUAGGUGUGUCCACUGUACUCACAAUGCUACACUGUAUUAGACUGAAGUUACUGGGACAAUUAAGAAUAUAAUAGUGGAGCCAAGACUCAAACCCAUGUGAUAAACAUUACGCAACACAGAAUCUUAUCAACAGAAGUAAAUUGAAGGUAAGAAGUAAAGGAGACAGCUGAACAUGAUGUGCAACACACGAUUCUCGUUUACAGCUCUGGUCUAAGGCAGACUGUGGCAUUGGCAGGGAUGCUGACCCCUGACUGGACAAGCUGGCCUUCUAUCUGCAUGUCUGCUCAUAGCCUAGUUUAUCCCACCUUCCUGCAGGUGGACUAAGAGGUGUGUUGUGAGGGGUGCACAUCAGCAUUGCUCCGAGCCCCAGAGCUUAUGAAGAUUAAUGAGACCACUGCAGCAGCUGCUUUUUGUCACAGAAAUGAACUUGGAUACCCACUCAACUUCCUCUCUGACACCCCUAAUCGUUGGAACUGUGGAACAGUCCAGCCAGCUUUGCUAGGGGCUGGUUCUACAAGCCUGAUAGGCUGUGUCAGCUGGGCCGUGCUGACUUCCACCCCUGAAAGCCAUCUUUAGCAAGAGCUCCAUGUGCAUUUGUAGCGCAGAUAUUUUUACCCAACCCGUGCAUACUAAGAACGUUGCUGUACUCCCUUUGAAUAGUCAUAUAAGUUUUUCUGUUAUGUUUUACUUCUUAUGUUUGCUAACAUUGCUGCAUUUUUAUUGUGGGUCCCCCCUUGUUCCUCCUGUCCUGAUGGUAUAUGCAUUCAGAGCUCAGCGGUUUGCUAUUGUAUAUUCAGUAUGAGAAUAUAUGCCAGGUUGCUUUUUUUUCCAAUAAAGUGUGAUAUUCACAUACUUACAUAA
This is a messenger RNA of Electrophorus electricus (electric eel), 3523 nucleotides long. Its product is annotated as Na(+)/H(+) exchange regulatory cofactor NHE-RF2. The record is from RefSeq and is a predicted model, not a curated record. Gene Ontology annotation, cellular component: apical plasma membrane. Gene Ontology annotation, biological process: protein localization to plasma membrane. Gene Ontology annotation, molecular function: signaling receptor binding; protein-membrane adaptor activity. Lineage: Eukaryota; Metazoa; Chordata; Actinopteri; Gymnotiformes; Gymnotidae.